CACAGCCCAAUCCGCAAUUUGGUUCAAAUCGAAACACGAUCUGGUUCUGAUGAUGACGAGACAACUCAGCCACGUGUGCAUACGACAGCCACCGCAUUGAUUGCCGCACAGCCGCACCGGCGGCGCUGCACCACACCGUCGGGGAUGGCACCUAACUUUUCACGACUAAUACUGCCACAUAUAAAGAAAGUGAUUUGGUAUUAGCCCAUGCCAUAUCUCUCCAACUACAAAUAACCCUUCGCCCUUUUUGCACCCAACAAACACUCUCGGUCCCCUUCCAACUCUCCACUGUCCACUCUUUUGAGUUGGAUUGUUUAGCCUUUUCUUUUGCUAUGGCGCUGAAAUCGUUCGUUGAAGUCCAUCCGGACUCGCACUUCCCGAUUCAGAACCUUCCGUACGGUGUGUUCAAGGCAGGAUCGGAUUCGGAGCCGAGGCCAGGCGUCGCCAUUGGAGACUAUGUGCUCGACCUUUCGGCUGUUGCCUCUGCUGGUCUUUUCGACGGACCGUAUCUUAAAAGUUCCGAUUGCUUCGAUCAGCCUAAUCUUAACAAGUUAUUGGCAUUGGGACGACCAGCGUGGAAGGAAGCUCGUGCAACUUUGCAGAAGAUAUUAUCAGCUGCAGAACCAGUAUUGCGUGAUAAUGCAAGUCUAAGGGAGAAAGCCCUUCUGCCUAUGAGCAAGGUGCAAAUGCUUCUCCCUAUAAUGAUAGGGGAUUACACAGACUUCUUUGCAUCAAAGCAUCAUGCUAAGAAUUGUGGCCUGAUAUUCCGAGGCCCCGAAACCCCUAUCAACCCAAAUUGGUUUCACAUUCCGAUUGCUUACCAUGGGCGUGCAUCAUCUAUUGUCGUCUCGGGCACAGAUAUCAUCAGGCCAAGAGGACAAGGCCAUCCAGCUGCCAACUCUCUGCCCUAUUUUGGAUCUUCCCGUAAGUUGGACUUUGAACUGGAAAUGGCUGCUGUUGUUGGUUCUGGAAAUGAAUUGGGGAAACCUGUGGAUGUGAACGAGGCAGCUGAUCACAUCUUUGGACUAGUUUUGAUGAAUGAUUGGAGUGCAAGAGAUAUCCAGGCAUGGGAGUAUGUUCCUCUCGGCCCUUUUCUUGGAAAAAGUUUUGGCACGACUAUAUCCCCUUGGAUUGUCACCUUAGAUGCUUUGGAGCCAUUUGCCUCUGAUGCACCAGAGCAGAUCCCUCCUCCACUGCCUUAUCUGGCAGAAAAGGAACACAAAAACUAUGACAUCUCCUUAGAGGUUUCCAUUGUUCCUGCAGGUAAAAAAGAUGCAUCCAUUGUAUCAAGAAGCAACUACAAAAACCUAUACUGGACGAUAACCCAGCAACUCGCGCACCACACCAUCAACGGAUGCAACCUGAGGCCUGGUGACCUCCUCGGAACUGGAACUAUCAGUGGCCCUGAACCCGAGUCGUAUGGAUGCUUGCUCGAGCUAACCUGGAACGGACAGAACCCGCUGUCUUUAGGUGGAACACCUCGUGCAUUUCUGGAGGAUGGAGAUGAAGUCAUCUUCACGGGGUGUUGCAAGGGGAAUGGUUACACCGUCGGCUUCGGCCAGUGCUCCGGGAAGAUCCUUCCGACGCCUCAUUGAAAACCUGAUCUGCUUAUAUUGAAGAGCACUGAUAUCCUCGUUGUUCUCUGGCUUGAAAGAAAUCCUUCAUCCUUGUAUGCUGUAAUAGCAUAGGAUUGUCUCUGUAACAAUCCAACACCUGAAUAAGGAAACUCUGCUGAUUCUGUUAGGGAAUUUUCAGUGGAAACUUACUGCCCUGCUUGAAAUAAUAUUCUGCGGUUGACGUAGCUGAA
Andrographis paniculata is the source of this 1807-nucleotide messenger RNA. Its product is annotated as fumarylacetoacetase. The transcript is spliced from 14 exons. The coding region runs from base 333 to 1595 and encodes 420 amino acids. Gene Ontology annotation, molecular function: fumarylacetoacetase activity. The record is from RefSeq and is a predicted model, not a curated record. Gene Ontology annotation, biological process: L-phenylalanine catabolic process; L-tyrosine catabolic process; homogentisate catabolic process. Lineage: Eukaryota; Viridiplantae; Streptophyta; Magnoliopsida; Lamiales; Acanthaceae.